Messenger RNA from Betta splendens (Siamese fighting fish), 2957 nucleotides. It is a transcript of the gene ssbp2a, whose product is annotated as single stranded DNA binding protein 2a. The transcript is spliced from 17 exons. Gene Ontology annotation, molecular function: protein binding; single-stranded DNA binding. Gene Ontology annotation, biological process: positive regulation of transcription by RNA polymerase II. The coding region runs from base 177 to 1256 and encodes 359 amino acids. Lineage: Eukaryota; Metazoa; Chordata; Actinopteri; Anabantiformes; Osphronemidae. Gene Ontology annotation, cellular component: nucleus. The record is from RefSeq and is a predicted model, not a curated record.
GGGGGCGUGGCAUCGCAGCCGUCACUCAGCCGCGGUAACCAUGGCGAGCGGGCGGUCCCGAACAGCAGGACAUCCAAUGGGAGACGACGCUGCUUGUGUCACCAUGGUGACGGGGCUGUGCCCAGGGAGGUUGUGAUGGGUUGACAGGUGCGUGACAAUCGGAGCUCUCUGCAAGCAUGUACGCCAAAGGCAAGAGUAGCAACGUGCCGUCCGACAGCCAAGCCAGAGAAAAGUUAGCGCUGUACGUCUACGAGUACCUGCUGCACGUGGGAGCGCAGAAGUCAGCACAGACCUUCCUCUCAGAGAUCCGAUGGGAGAAGAACAUCACACUAGGAGAACCUCCGGGGUUCCUCCACUCGUGGUGGUGUGUUUUCUGGGACCUGUACUGCGCCGCUCCGGAGAGAAGAGACACGUGUGAACACUCCAGCGAGGCCAAGGCCUUCCAUGACUACAGCGCGGCAGCAGCUCCCAGCCCCGUUCUCGGGAACCUUCCCCCAGGAGAGGGCAUGCCAGUGGGACCAGUCCCUCCAGGAUUCUUUCAGCCAUUCAUGUCGCCUCGAUACCCUGGAGGACCCAGACCACCCCUCAGACUACCCAACCAGGGGCUCGGCGGGGUUCCUGGUAGUCAGGCCAUGUUACCCAGUGGAAUGGACCCCACAAGACAGCAAGGACAUCCAAACAUGGGAGGACCAAUGCAGCGGAUGACUCCACCUAGAGGCAUGGUGCCACUGGGACCACAAAACUAUGGAGGAGGAAUGCGACCACCACUGAAUGCCCUGGUUGGACCCGGAAUGCCUGGCAUGAACAUGGGACCCGGUGGGGGUAGACCCUGGCCCAAUCCUCCAAACUCCAAUUCAACCCCAUAUUCCUCAGCAUCUCCAGGAAGUUAUGUGGGACCUCCAGGCGGAGGUGGACCCCCUGGGACUCCAAUAAUGCCAAGUCCUGCAGAUUCAACCAACUCUGGUGACAACAUGUACACGAUGAUAAACACAGUCCCUCCAGGUGGAAGCCGACCAAGCUUCCCUAUGGGCGCAGGAGGCGAAGGUCCAUUAGGGGGAUUGUCAGGAAUGGAGCCUCAUCACAUGAAUGGAUCAAUAGGAUCAGGGGAUAUGGACAGUCUCCCUAAAAACUCUCCUGGUAACCUGAGUAUGAGUAACCAGCCGGGGACCCCCAGAGAGGACGGAGAGAUGGGAGGAAACUUCCUAAACCCUUUUCAAAAUGAAAGUUAUUCUCCAAACAUGACGAUGAGUGUGUGAAGGUUUGGGAAGCAGCUGCUGUGGAUUGUUGGAAAUGAGAGAGAGCAGAUAUGAUGUCAUCUAGACCCGCGACUCUUCCUCCUCUACCACCUACUGAGUCAGGAGCGCUCCAUCCUUCUACUACCUGUGCGUCCAGCCCCCGCCCCCCCUGAGGCUCAGCCCACAUCGCCCCCGUUUCCCGUUCCUCCCUCUGUUCUAAGUGGAGACACUCCAUCGGUUCUUCCUCUGCGACUAUGACACUGUACAAAGGAACCAAAUUGGCGCCACCCAGAGGAGAACUCUUUGUAUAUCCGCAUACAGUGCGUGUGAGACUGGGCACACUCUCCCGUCACAAACUGGUGUUUCUGCCUUUUGCAUCAUGUCACAGAGUUCACGACAAAACACAAAAGGCCAGUCUGCUGUUGUUCUCCAUUUUAGAUUUGCAAGGUUAUAGAAGGAUAUAAAGAGUUUUUGAUUGAUGGAACAUUGUUUUACUCUUUUCUUUUCACAAACUACCUAAUCACAUUCUCUGUCAUUUUACCACAAGGUUUAUUUGGAGGCUUGUGCAGACACUUGUAAAGUGAUUGCAACUAUUGGGAUUAGUUGCAUUUCUACGACCACUCUCAUGCUCAUCUGAAAAUGUGAAAAUCCUCCGAGCUUUGACUUUACCUCACUUCAUAUGUCUGUAAGUCCUGGUAAAGACAAGAAAGAAAGGCUAAAUGAACAAACCUGAAGCGUUUUGAAUUGAAAAUAUAUUGAUUACCAUUAAAAACAUCUGGGUUUAGGGUUUAAGGCAAGACUCUUUAUAGCAGCAAAUACUAAUACACAGAUGUGGAAAACAAUCAUAAUAAUUUUCUACAUGAAGCUGAUACCUCAUUCAUGUAGUAUUAGCUACAGUAAGAAAAGCUACAUGUCAGACCAAAGUAAGUUGAGCUUUAGAUGCACAACGACACAAAAGAAACCUUUUUUUCCGUUAAGUCAUGUUGCUCUACAAACUGUGGCUCAUCACUGUACAAGCAACAGCACAGGAGCAUCAGACAACGCACUACAACUGGAAUCAUACAAUUUGUUGUUACGAGUAACUGAGUCAUCUCUUCUUCUAUAGAAAUGGAUCGAAGCAAUAGGACGGAUAAUAAAGUACAUUUCUGGAUAUACAGUAUAGAGUCAAGACUAAUACGGAUAAUAAACUGUAAAACACGCAUACUCAUACAUUGCCAUCCGGAUAAACUGUGACCUGAGUUUGAUAUGAAGAGUUGGUUGGUUCUGCACCUGAACCCGUUUCCCCACUGCCCAGUAUGUUUUUCCAUCAUGUACAAAGGGUCAGUGUGCCCGUGAACAUGCUCCUCCUCCCCUGCCAACAGCAAAGUGUACAGCUCACAAAUGUAGCUCCUGUCUUGUAUGUGUAUUUGAUAUUAUUAUUAUUAUUAUUUAAAGUAAACCCUGGAGGGACUUAUUGCUAAGCGGGAGCAAUGGACUUUAAUGCAGCAUCGCAGCAGAACAGAGGUGUUUGAUUUCGUUUUCGUGUUAGAUUGAAGCCAUAAGCGGGACUACGAAGACACAUUUGUAAAUUGGAUCAUGUUUGUAUGUUUUCUGGCAUUAUAUGGGACUCCAUUUGUGAUGUGUUCAUUUUCUCUUUUUUAUUCUUGUAUUAUGUUUUUGUAAAUACACAGAGAAGUAUUUCAUGGGUUUUGAAUAUGCUGGUAUAAAGCUUCUCUUCCCUUA